This is a messenger RNA of Heteronotia binoei (common prickly gecko), 481 nucleotides long. Its product is annotated as histone H4. Gene Ontology annotation, cellular component: nucleosome. The record is from RefSeq and is a predicted model, not a curated record. Bases 112 to 423 code for a protein of 103 amino acids. NCBI's taxonomy places the organism in Eukaryota, Metazoa, Chordata, Lepidosauria, Squamata, Gekkonidae. Gene Ontology annotation, biological process: nucleosome assembly. The transcript has a single exon. Gene Ontology annotation, molecular function: protein heterodimerization activity; DNA binding; structural constituent of chromatin.
CGGGGCUCUAAAAUAGUAGUUUGGUUUCCACUGUGGUCGGAUUCCAGUCUAUAAAAACCGUGGCCAUUACUUGUUAAAGUUCAUUCUUAGUUUUUCUGGCCCGUUUGGAAGAUGUCUGGUCGUGGGAAAGGCGGUAAAGGGCUGGGGAAAGGAGGCGCUAAGCGGCAUCGUAAGGUACUUCGUGAUAAUAUCCAAGGUAUCACCAAGCCAGCAAUUCGCCGUCUGGCUCGUCGCGGGGGAGUGAAGCGUAUUUCUGGACUGAUCUAUGAAGAGACUCGAGGUGUGUUGAAGGUCUUUUUGGAAAACGUGAUCCGAGAUGCUGUAACUUACACCGAGCACGCCAAGAGGAAGACCGUAACUGCUAUGGAUGUGGUUUAUGCUCUGAAACGCCAGGGUCGCACGCUGUACGGCUUUGGAGGUUAAGACUUCCCUGUGUAAACCGCAAAGUCCAAAAGAACCCAAAGGCCCUUUUCAGGGCCAC